Messenger RNA from Aspergillus mulundensis, 1314 nucleotides. RefSeq names its product putative cell wall glucanase (Utr2) (gene utr2). Gene Ontology annotation, cellular component: fungal-type cell wall. Gene Ontology annotation, molecular function: glycosyltransferase activity; hydrolase activity, hydrolyzing O-glycosyl compounds. Lineage: Eukaryota; Fungi; Ascomycota; Eurotiomycetes; Eurotiales; Aspergillaceae. The transcript has 3 exons. Gene Ontology annotation, biological process: fungal-type cell wall organization; carbohydrate metabolic process. The record is from RefSeq and is a predicted model, not a curated record. Bases 1 to 1314 code for a protein of 437 amino acids.
AUGUUGCGUCUCCAAUCCGCUCUGUUCCUCGCCUAUCUGGUGGUCAGGUCUGUCGCCGCAGACGACUUUACCCCUCCCAACUGCAGUCUUGAUGAGCACUGUCCUGAAAAGUACCCCUGCUGCUCCGUGUACGGACAAUGUGGUACCGGCGCUUACUGCCUCGGCGGUUGCGAUCCCCUGAUGUCGUACUCUCUUGACUCCUGCGCCCCGAUGCCCAUCUGUGAAAGCAAGACCUACAAGUGGGAGAACCUGGACAACGCCGCCACGAACAGCGAAUAUCUCGGAAACGCCUCAGCAGCCGACUGGGUGUACAGUGGUGAGCCCAAGAUUGAGGACGGAAACCUUGUGCUCACCAUGCCCAAGGAGAGCACCGGCUCUCUCUUUGCAAACAACCACUAUAUCUGGUACGGCAAGAUCGGCGCCAAGAUCAAGAGCAGUCGCGGUGCUGGUGUUGUUACUGCCUUCAUUCUUCUCUCUGACACCAAGGACGAGAUCGAUUACGAGUGGGUUGGUUCCGAUCUGGCCGAGGUCCAGACCAACUAUUACUUCCAGGGCAUUCUUGACUACGACAACGGUGGCAAGUCCAAGGUUGAUGGUGACAACACUUAUGCGGAUUGGCAUACCUACGAAAUCGACUGGACUCCCGAGAAGAUUGACUGGUUGGUUGACGGCGAUGUUGUUCGAACUCUUACCAAGGAAUCCACGUUCAAUGAGUCCGCGGACCGUUACGAGUACCCCCAGACCCCGUCCCGAAUGCAGCUGUCGCUUUGGCCCGCUGGUCAAGCUAGCAACGCUCAGGGAACCAUUGAGUGGGCUGGAGGUGAGAUCGACUGGGACUCCGAGGACAUCAAGAACCAGGGCUACUACGCUGCGUACUACCAAGAUGUGACCGUGGAAUGCUAUGACCCUCCUUCCGGCGCCAAGAUCGACGGCGACGUUUCCUACGAUUUCAAGGACGACAAGGGUCUCGAGAGCUCCGUUGAAAUUACCGACAACAAGACCGUGCUUGCCUCUCUCGGCGCGACCGGUCUCGACAUGGACCUUGGCUCCAACAAGACCAGCAGCAGCGGAAACUCUACUGGUACCAUCUCCAACUCCACCGUCCCUCAGAACCAGGGAGGCACCGGCAACGUUGUCGGUUCAACCAGCGGAGGUGGCUCUGGCUCAUCUAACACUGGCUCUUCCGGGGGCACUUUCAGUCAAGGCACCGAGGACACCACCGACGGCGGCGAGAACGCUGCUCCCGCCGAGCGUGUCCUCAAAGGCUCCUUCUUCGCAGUCCUGGUCGCUGUCGUUGUCCUCAUCACCAUGUGA